Molecule: messenger RNA, 663 nt
Organism: Lachnellula hyalina
Lineage: Eukaryota; Fungi; Ascomycota; Leotiomycetes; Helotiales; Lachnaceae
Exons: 2
Biological process (GO): DNA-templated transcription
Molecular function (GO): zinc ion binding; DNA binding
Source: RefSeq, a predicted model, not a curated record
AUGCUUCGUCGAGCUGGUGCAUUUGCCGCCCCACGACAGCCAUCACACUUCAUGCCCGAGAGAAACGACCCCGACGCCGUCUUGGCGUCGAAAUGGAGUAAAUGGACAGAAAGAGAGUCUUAUAAAAGGCAAGAACUUGUCCUUCAUCUCUUCAUCCACGACACUGAUGCCUCAAUUGCCCUCCAAAAACCUCCCCUGAUUACCUUUACAGAAAUCAAAUUCGACCUACCAGCAUCUCGAGACCUCUGGCUAGCAAAGUCCGCCACAUCCUGGCGCGAUCUUUACCUAAAAUCCCAGCCCCCUACCGCUCCUCCACCCAGCCUCAUGGAAGCCAUGCACAGUCCAGAAUCCCUAGUCCAACACACCCCCCAAAUCGACAUCCAACUAACAACGCUAACCCUCCUGCACGGCUUCUGGGGCCAAAUCCACUCCCUCCUCGAUUCCAAGAAAUUCUACCCCUCCCACAAAGCCACGCACCGCCUUUGUCUCCUAACCUCCCACACAGAGCUCUACCGCGACCUCGUCUCCUUCUCCUCCUUCAUAUCCCCCGCUUCACACCGCACGAUCCUCAUCUCCCACCUGCUCAUGAUGAUCCUGCACGCGCCCCCCGAAGACCUGCAGCGCUUCGCCGGCAAAUCCGGCGAGGACGAGGCCCGCAAAACU